UUGCCGCAUUUUAUCAUCGUGCUGAUUAGAUUGUAACAAGGACGUUGAGCAUCAAACUGUUGUACACACUUUUAAGACAGUAAGCAGAUAAACCAGUUUUACACGAAACAACGACAAUUUAUUUAAUAGCGUAAUUCCGUUUGACCAACAAGAAACCAGCCAACUGAUCACGUGGUUUUGUCACCUGAUUGUGUGGUUUUAAUUUUUCACGUGAGUGGGUGGAAACUGCGCAUUUGUAUUGAUAUCCGGUAUGGAGGUCGAGUUCAGCAUAUUUGCGUUUAAAGUAAAGGACACAUGAAUACAUACUCCAAUUCAUCCUGCUUCGCCUACAGUCUUAGUACGAGCCGGGCACCAGGCAAAGUUGUGCAAAAAAAGUUGUGCAACCUAUUGUCGCUUCGUUGGGUUAAACACGAAUAUUUAAAUCUAUCGAACUACUGCGCAUUGAAUCAUUUGGCAGUCGACAUCGGAAUACACAUGUCAGCUUGCUGUUCGUUUUUUAUGCAACUAUUUUCAAACUUUCAGCUUUAUGGCGAGUCUGGCAGAUGUUUUCACUGACAAAGAAAGGACGAACUGGCUGAAGGCAUGGCUGGCAGUAGAUAUUGCAAAGUCUGGCUUAGAACAGUUCGCAGAAAACGAGGCAAGAACUGUACACACUAAUAUAUACAAGACUGUUUUGUCAAGUGUUCCGGUGCCAGUUGCGUGCAAUAUCUGUAACACAGCAAACUUGCUGCCAUGCCCUACACAAAGAAUAUGCAAUAACAGAGGCGCAAAUACUCCAUGUACGCGUAUGCAUGAUACCCCGGCAAAACAACCACGACUGUGUCCUAGUUUUGUUUGUAAUAAAGUUCUUAACGAAAUUGUAAAACAACACAAAUAUGUGAAUCCUUCAUGGAAGAAUACCACGGCGACCCAAUGGGCAUCAACGCCUUGGCAAAUUGCCAAGGCGUUUUUACCUCCGGACGGAUAUUCUGGAAAGAGUUCAGUGCAAGAUACAGACUUUAACGGAAUAGUCAAUUUUAUGAUGAACUGCGAACACUUCGACACCAAGUUUUCGUUCCCCAUAGCUGCAGGAAAGAACAGUCCUCCAUGUCUUCUGACAAAGGCACGUGACAUUGGCAGGAUUGUCCGUCACUCGUCCCAGUGUAAACUCACAGACGCAGAUCUCCAGGACAUCUUCACAACACUGACUAACCUGCUGUCUGACCCAACGUGUCUAGCACAAGACGUCGCAUCACAGGAAGCUGUAAAGAAAUUAGCAAAGCUGCAAAACGACGGAUUGAAGAUAACUACCCAGGAAAUGAUUAAUUUACUACAUGCUGUUGAUGAGAAACUUAAGGUUACACUUAAAACUAUAGCUGAGAGGACUCUUGCCAGGACUCUUGCCGAGAUACGGAUACACACGGACAAAUGUAAACGAGAACUUGAUGAACACACUGAAAGACAUAAGUUACCAAAGGAUGUUCAACAGUUGGAUGAGAAAGCAACGACCCUCUUUUAUAAAGCUCUUAAACAUGGAAAAGAACAGGUCAAUAAUAUUCGCCUGAUGGUCGUAGGUAUGUUUGGUGUGGGAAAAACGUCUUUGGUGAACAAUUUGAUUUGGGAAUUUCAUAACAAAACACACACAAAACAACCUCUCAGCACAGAAGGUAUCGAUAUACAUAGGUGUAAGUUGAUGACAGAUGGUGAUUGGUGCUUAGAUACAGAAUUAAUACGGGUGAAGUUCGGAGGUCGCAUUGAAAAAGUCGUUUCUAAGAACACAGUCACAGCUACUGAGGAUCAUGAAACUUUUAAAGAAAGAAUAGCCUUGCAUAAAGGAGAUGAAAUUUUACAACAUGGAAUUAAGGUUGCCAAGAGGAAGCUUGAAACUACUUCGCUUGAUGAAUCAACAAAUGAGAUCACUACUUCGCUUGAUGAAUCAACAAAUGAGAUCACUGUGUCUGUAUGGGAUUUUGCAGGUCAGACUCUGUACUAUUCAACACAUCAGUUCUUUCUGAAUGAGAGGUCUAUAUAUGUAGUCGUGAUGGACAUGACAAGAAGUUUGAAAGAUAUUGUAAGUAAAUCAGAUGGAAUUGGAAUUUGGUGUGGUUUGGUGGAUAGUUGUACCUAUUUGGAUAUUUUUAAAUUUUGGCUUAAUGCAAUUCACAUGAAUAGUGAUAAUCAUUCUGGAGAAAGGACAAUAAAGCCAAAUGUUAUUUUAGUUGGCACGCGGAAAGACAAAAUGAAGGGGAGUGCUGAAGAAAAGGAGGAAAAUAUGAAUUUGUAUUUUGACAAUGCUUUAUGUAGCUUUGAUAAACACUCACCAAUCUUUAAUCACAUUUAUAAGAACAGAUUUCUUGUAAAUAAUUUGUCUCCAGAGGAUUCUGCUUUUGCAGAGUUACGAAAAGAAAUUAUAAGUUUGGCUGCAAAGCAAGAUUACUGGGACGAAGAAUAUCCAGUUCGAUGGAUUCACAUGGAACAAACAUUGGACAAAAUGAGAGAAAAAAAGCGACAGAUAGUAAAAAUGAAGGAUGUUGAAAAAGAAGAUCUUGAAAACUUACACCCACUGGGUAUAGAAGAGCUUACCUUGUUUCUUGAAUUGCAGCACAAACAAGGCCAUAUCAUUUUUUUCAACUCGGGCGCACUUAAAGAUUUUGUUGUUCUUGCUCCUCAAUGGAUCAUUGAAGCUUUCAAAUGUUUCAUACCGCAUAAUCAGAAAAUUGAAGCCACUGUUUUGAAAGAUUGGGAAGAAUAUAAAAAAUAUGCUAUUCUCAAACCAAAUGUUCUGGACGAAGUUAUGAAAAACAGUCCUCCCUACAUACAUGAAUACCAGACGGCUGUUAUGAAUUACAUGGAAUAUCUAAAUGUUAUAGCCAAACCUUUAACAAGUGAAGAGGGUAUAACUGGAAUCCCGUUAGAUUUCCACAUCGUUCCUUGUCUACUGAGUAGGGCACCACCGCCACUGCACAUCUUUACCUCACCACCUGAUAAACCCCAAACACCAGUUUUAGCUUUUGUGUUUUGCGGAAAGUUUUUGCCGCCCUCUUUUUUUCACAGGCUUGUUGCAGUGUGCAUUCGUGCUUGGCCUAUCUGCCAGGAACGUGGCCAAUAUUGUUUAUUUAACGGCUUGGCUAUAUUUACUCUUAAUGAUACCUAUACAUUGAGAAUAUGGUAUAUGGAUUACAUUAUUUAUGCAAGGAUAGUUUGUUGCUCAGAAAAUGAGCAGUUAGACAAUUUCAUCUGGCUAUUUCAAGAGGUUAGACGCAAACUUAAGAAAAGUUUGAAAGACUUUUUUCAUCAAUCAUCUUCUGUAUUUGAAGAGUGUAUUCAGUGCCCAGACAUGAAGGUGUCCUUGCACAAUGAAGGGUUGUUCAUAGUAAAAAAGUUCAAGUACACAAAUGCUAUAGCUUGUCGAGUAUGUAAUCCGCAUGCUGUGACACGAUCAAAUGCUAUGAAACAUUGGUUUAAAGAGAAGUUAGAUCGAAUAGAAACAGAUGAUGAUAAGUAUGGGAAAACGCUAGUGAUAUAGGUCAUUACAAUCCUAAAAGGUAAGAUUGCCCCUUCUUCUACAGACCAAAGUACAACCGGCACUAGAGGCUAUUAAAAACUGUAAAACAAUCUUGCCCACUAGUGACCAGACCUGUUUGGUGAAGGGCAAUUUGAACAGAUUGACAAGUAUUUUGUUUCAUGUGCUCAUAUUGCUUUAAUGUUCAACUUGGGUGUUAUGUUUACUCUAAUGGUUACAUGUUACCCUCCAGAUUUGCUAAUAAUUUUGUAUAUUAGUGUAAAUACAUUAUUUGUUAUAUUACAGUUAUUGUGAAUAUUUUUUUUGCAUUGAGUGAAAAUGUAUGCCAUGCUUCUGAACACGGUUAUAUAAAUAUCAAGACAGAUACAGAAUAUAGUAUUCAUUUAUGUUCUUAAAUCAAGAAUGGUCAUUAAAAAUUUGUCUGUAACAAGUUUAUUUGGAAAACCAUGCUAUAACAUGUUACAAUAGCAAUUUUCCCCUUUGCUUUGGAAAUAUCUUUGAGGAAAGGAGAUUUAAACUCCAAAUAAAUCCCUUUACAAUGUAUUGUUGUAUAUGUUUAUUUGUUGUAAAUAUUGAACACAAAUUUUAUCAUUCUUUAUUGAAAUGUUUGUUUUUGAAAUGAAUUUAUGUUGUUCACAAAAUUAUCCACACUUAAAGUGAAACCUAGAUUCAUAACAUUAAGCGACUAAAUAUUGGUUAAUUUUAAAAAGAUAAUUGAACAGAGACAAUGGAGUAAUUAUGCAAUACAGACAAUUAGUGCCCAUUGUAGUACUGAAUAAAAAAAAGAUGACAUGUUAUGUGUACAAAAUGUUUUGACUGGGUUGAUUAGUUAUAAUAUUAUUAAUGUAUUUGUUGUUUACAAUUUAAUGAAUUUAUUUGUCAAUACCAUGAUGUUUCAACUUUAAAAGUUUGUCAUUUAGUAAUACUUUGUGUAAACUAAUAUAAUUAUAAUUGUAGGUCACUAGAAUUGAUAAUUAUAAUUAUUGUUUAAUAUAUUAUAUAAUUUACUUAUUUUUAUGCCCCCAAAGGAGGGCAUAUAUUGUAAUCGCACUGUCCGUCUGUCUUUCCGUCACACUUAUGUUUAGGUUUUGAAAAAUGCUCAUAACUUCUAUGUUGCUUCAGACGUAACCUUCAUAUUUGGCAUGCAUGUGUAUCUCAUGGAGCUUCACAUUUUGAGUGGUAAAAGGUAAAAGUCAUCCUUCAAGUUCAAAUGUCAAAACACAAAAUCCAAGGAUUGUAACAAGCUUUAAAGGGAGAUAAUUUCUAUUUUAUAUCAUUUGGCAGGUACAGAUCAUGUUCACAAGGGAAGUAAUAUUUUUUAAAGUGAUAUAGUCAAAAAGUAUAAAAAUCAGGGUGUUGGUUUUCCAGCAUUAUAGUAUAUAAUUUUGAUUCAAGUAUUAAUAUUUAUGCCCCCCUUAGAAGAAGUGGGGGUAUAUUGUUUUGCACAUGUCUGUCGGUCGGUCCGUCCGUCGGUCCGUCCACCAGAUGGUUUCCUGAUAAUAACUCAAGAACACUUAGACCUAGGAUCAUGAAACUUCAUAGGUGCAUUGAUCAUGACUGGCAGAUGACCCCUAUUGAUUUUCAGGUCACUAGGUCAAAGGUCAAGGUUAAAGUGACUCGAAAUAGUAAAAUGGUUUCAGGAUGACAACUCAAGAAUGCUUAGGACUAGGAUCAUGAAACUUCAUAGGUACAUUGAUCAUGACUGGCAGAUGACCCUAUUGAUUUUCAGGUCACUAGGUCAAAGGUCAAGGUCACAGUGACUCGAAAUAGUAAAAUGGUUUCCGGAUGAUAAAUCAAGAAUGCUUAUACCUAGGAUCAUGAAACUUCAUAGGUACAUUGAUCAUGACUGGCAGAUGACCCCUAUUGAUUUUCAGGUCACUAGGUCAAAGGUCAAGGUCACAGUGACUCGAAACAGUAAAAUGGUUUCCGAAUGAUAACUCAAGAAUGCUUACGCCUAGGAUCAUGAAACUUCAUAUAAACAUUGAUCAUGACUGGCAGAUGACCCCUAUUGAUUUUCAGGUCACUAGGUCAAAGGUCAAGGUCACAGUGACUAGAAAUAGUAAAAUGGUUUUGGAUGAUAACUCAAGAAUGCCUAUGCCUAGGAUCAUGAAACUUCAUAGGUACAUUGAUCAUGACUGGCAGAUGACCCCUAUUGAUUUUCAGGUCACUAGGUCAAAGGUCAAGGUCACAGUGACUCGAAAUAGUAAAAUGGUUUCCGGAUGAUAACUCAAGAAUGCUUACGCCUAGGAUCAUGAAACUUCAUAGGUACAUUGAUCAUGACUGGCAGAUGACCCCUAUUGAUUUUCAGGUCACUAGGUCAAAGGUCAAGGUCACAGUGACUCGAAACAGUAAAAUGGUUUCCUGAUGAUAACUCAAGAAUAAUUAGGCCUAGGAUCAUUAAACUUCAUAGGUACAUUGAUCAUGACUGGCACAUGACCCCUAAUGAUUUUCAGGUCACUAGGUCAAAGGUCAAGGUCACAGUGACAAAAAACGUAUUCACACAAUGGCUGCCACUACAACUGACAGCCCAUAUGGGGGCAUGCAUGUUUUACAAACAGCCCUUGUUAAACUAUACUUACAUGUAUAAGCUUUGGCUACUCAAAACGACAUUUCUUUAUUGCCUGAAAUAAUUAUAGUUCGAUUUGGUGAAUUGUUCUGUUGUUAACAUCUGACUGUUUAAGGCAAACGAACGUUUGUUUCAAUAGUUGACAAGUUUAAUCUUAAAAUUCGGUAUAUGAAUAAAACAUAGUACGAAAUAUUUUCAUUUUACUAUUAAAAGCAGUAAGUAAAAUGGUACAGUUGCAGUGAACUUAAUGUAUAGCAUCAGUUUGUAAUCAAGUCAUGUAUUCUAUUAUGAGAUCGGUGAUUGUUUUUCAUAUAUGGCUUUUUAAGAUUGUGUUUGAUGUGUAUUUUUAUUAAGUAUAUGUGCAUAUUACAUCGCCUUGUAAGUUCGAUAUGACGUUUAAUGAGUUCGUCUAUUAAGAGUCAUUUUUGUUUACUCUUGUCAGCCGUGGCUUGAGAUGCUUACAUGCAAUGUGUAUGGCGUGAAAGGAUAAAAAGGUUAAGUAUUGAGUUUUCUUUAUGUUUGUGUACUUCAUUGCAUUACAUAACUAUGACAUGUAAUCUCCAAAAUAUUAAUAAAACAUGCGUUAAAAUGUAAAAAUUGUGUUCACUAUUAUAUGUUUUAUUGCCUGUUUGAAAAAUCAUUUAACAGACUAGUGUAUAUUAUACUUCAUUGUGUACAUGUAUUUAACCAGGUUUUCCGAAGGAAAAAACUGGUUAUUAGAUUGGCGAAUGCGGGCGGGCUGGCGGGCUGGCUGGCUGGCGGGCUGGCGGGCUGGCUGGCGGGCUGGCGGGCGGGCGGAACAAGCUUGUCCGGGCCAUAACCUUGUCUUUCAUUGUGAGAUUUUAAAAUCAUUUGUCACAUUUGUUAACCAUCAUUAGACGGUGUGUCGCGCGAAAAAAUUACGUCAAUAUCUCCAAGGUCAAGGUCACACUUUGAGGUCAAAGGUAACAAAUAGCCAUAAAUGAGCUUGUCUGGGCUAUAACUAUGUCAUUCAUUAUGAGAUUUUAAAAUCAUUUGGCACAUUUGUUCACCAUCAUGGGACGGUGUGUCGCACGAAAGAAUCACGUCAAUAUCUCCAAUGUCAAGGUCGCCACGACUAAAAAUAGAUUUUUUUAAAACAAACUUACAAAGGGGGUUAAUUUUGUUUGUUCAUUUCAAAAAUUCAGUUUGAGUUGUCUCCCUUUAUCAGAUUUUUUUUCACAAUGAAAACCUGGUUUUGUGACAAUUUUGUCCCUUGUUUGUUAUUUAUAAUGAGAUAAAAAAAAGUCCACGUUUAUCGAGGUACCUUUUUAUGUUGAAUUUAAAAAUACAAUGUUUGCGCUUAUGUUGGUGUUGUAUCAUGAAACGUUUUUGAAGUAACAUGUUUUAAUUUUUAAAAUUACUGAAUAUGCAUUUAUUCGUUCAUAACAUGUUGGCAUAUCCAUGUGCAAGCACGCAUGUAUUGCAUUAUGUUCGAAUUAUUCUUCGGUGAAUUGUUUUAAGCAUAAUGUUUAUGAUUGAUAUAUUUACAAAAACAAGUGCAGAAAUAAUUUGGAGUUUUGCAUGUAGGACUUAUGUUACAUUUACUAUCCUUUAUUGAAAGUGUCCAGCAAUAACUGAUGUACCAGAAAUUGUAUUGAAUUACGAAAGAGGUAAAAUAUGUUUUCUUGAGAAUGCAUGUACAUGUAUAUAACAAGUGUUGCUGUUUUAUUGAUGUUAAUAACAUAUACCAUUCGGAAUGUCUCUUCGAUUUGUAUUGCACCGAUGAUGAUAUAUUGUGUUAAUGAGUUAUGUCGAUGAACAUACUUCUGGAGAUGAGCGUUUCUAUAAUGUAAAGAGUUGACGGUAUGUUUCACUCAUCUAAAUGUAGAAUAUGUUUAAUAUAUAAUACACAUGUAAUUUGAAUAUACAUUGUAAUUGAAACACGAACAUGUGUAAAUUCUCAAGAAUGUGUCGAAAACAUUGUUGUAAAAAUUCCGAAAUAAUUGUGUCACUUGAUAAUGGCGAAUUAAUGUAUUGAUUAGUUUGUGAUAACCUCAGUGUUUUUGUUUUUAAAAUGCUUUUAUUAUUGAAUGCAAGUAUGCAGCGUGAAAAGAAUACACAUCAUAGUAAAAAUGCGUGUAAUAUUGACGGACUUUUUUCUCAUAAAAUUCACAAAUAUCGUUCAUUUCCAUUUGGGUAGCCUAAAAAAUGCCUUGCACCUGCAUUUUAAAGUUAUCAUGUACGGGAUGAAUAUUUCAAUUCCGUGCAUUUAUACAACAUAGCAGAAAUCUUAGAUGAAAUGCCCACCUAAUUUGUAAUUUACUUGUACGUAUUAUAUUUUCUGAAAUUAUAUUACGGUGUAUUUGUUCUUUACGUGGAAUAAAUAUGUUUCAUGUUUAAA
Molecule: messenger RNA, 8430 nt
Organism: Dreissena polymorpha
Lineage: Eukaryota; Metazoa; Mollusca; Bivalvia; Myida; Dreissenidae
Exons: 6
Coding region: 527-3505 (992 amino acids)
Source: RefSeq, a predicted model, not a curated record